AUGCGUUUCCUCCCUCUCGUUGCCGGCACUGCCGCUGCCUCUGCUGUCGCCAUCCGCAGCACCAGCGACAACAUCAAGUGCACUGACUCUCUCUACGUCCUCGUCGGCCGUGGCACGACUGAGCCUGCUGGUCCUGGUUCCGCCGGUGUCCUGGCCGACAAGAUUGCCGGCAAGAUCAAGGGCACCGUUGUUGGCUCUGUCGAUUAUCCCGCCAGCUGGAGUGACCCCAACUACCAGGUCUCUGAGACAGAAGGUGCCGCUGCUGUCAGCAGCGAGAUGACCAAGUACAACGCUGCCUGCCCCAAGGCCAAGAUUGCCUACAUUGGCUACUCCCAGGGUGCCCAGAUUGGCUCCGACGCCUUUUGCGGUGCCAACGUCCAGCUCUUUGGCAAUGUGACUGCCUUUAACAGCGACUUUGUGACGAACAAUGUUGUCGCCGCCGUUCUCUUCGGCGACCCUAGCCACAACACCACUGCUCCCUUCAACAAGGGCACCAGCACAAAGAGCGGCCUCUUCCCCCGCACGGACUUCUCCAAGUGCGCAAAGUACACCGACAGACUCGUUUCCUACUGCGAUGAAGGCGACCGCUACUGCGCCUCUGGCAGCGAUGUCGCCGUCCACGGCGAGUACAUCACCAAGUACGGCGACGACUUUGUCAAGUACAUUGUUGACCACUACAACGCUGCUGCCGGCACUACCUCCAACAGCGGCAACGGCAGCACCAUCACCGGCUCUAGCAACUCUACCACCGGCGUCAGCAAGCCUACCCCCUCUGCUACCGGCAACAACAACGGCAAGCCCACUGGCUCUGGUACUCCCGCUGACAAGAGCGCCGCUGCUGGCAUCCAGGCCAAGAUUGGUUACGCUGCUGUCCCUGCCGCCAUGGCUGUUGCUGCUCUCUUCCUGUAA
Messenger RNA from [Torrubiella] hemipterigena, 909 nucleotides. The record is from the annotation of a GenBank genome assembly. NCBI's taxonomy places the organism in Eukaryota, Fungi, Ascomycota, Sordariomycetes, Hypocreales, Clavicipitaceae.